Arachis ipaensis is the source of this 1197-nucleotide messenger RNA. RefSeq lists its product as uncharacterized. Gene Ontology annotation, molecular function: protein binding. The record is from RefSeq and is a predicted model, not a curated record. Lineage: Eukaryota; Viridiplantae; Streptophyta; Magnoliopsida; Fabales; Fabaceae.
AUGGCAUCAUUGUGUGAGGAUGAAUUGCUUCACAUAUUUUCCUUUCUUCCAACAAAAUCAAUAUGUAAGUUUCAAUCUCUUUGCAAAUCUCUUCAUCAUGAAAUUCAUGGAGCCAGAUUUAGGAUGAACCAUGCACAAAAUAUAUCUCUAAAAGAUGAUACUUACAUCUUCAUUCAACCAAGAAUAUUUUUCAAUAACUUCGACAAGGAUGAAUUAUUCCAUCUGUUGUCGCCACUGUCACCGUCGUCACCGGCUGGAGAAGAAGAAUCGAAUUUCCAUGAGCAGCUGCCUAGAAAUUUCUUGCAAUUCUUGAAGAAGGUAAAAAUUCUUGCUUCAAGCAAUGGUUUAAUUUUGUGUCAAAGUAAUAGUAAUAAGGAGCUAUGUUUAUGUAACCCUAUAACACAAACAUGGCUCCCAAUUACUACUCCAUCCACUCUACCUGAAAGUCCUUUUCAUGAAGCCAAUAUUUUCUUCAAGUGCAUGAAUAAUAAGGGUUUGGAUUAUUUGGAUGAUUACUUGAUAAUUUUGAUUGAGGGGACACCAGAAUGGGGGCAACAUGUUAUUAUUAAAUUAUAUUCGUCAAAAGAAGGUAUAUGGAGAAGAAUGGAGAAUGAUUUUUUUGUUGGUCCAAUGAAUAUGAGACUCGAUAAUUCUGUUUAUCUUCAAGAAAAAUUGUUUCUGAUUUCAAAUAGUCCUUCUGUUUUUAAGAAGGGUUCUCAUUAUCUUCCACUAUAUAUAAUGGCCUAUGAUUUUGCGGCCGGUGGCGAAUCAACGACGGUCAACCUACCAGAAGAUACUUUAGAAGCUUCUCUUGAUUGGAAUUGUGAUCUAAGAAUUUUUGAAUGGGGGAAGGAGAAGAAUUUGGAUCAUUCUCUUUGCUUAGUUAGGUACAUGAAAGGUUGUUUUACUAUAUGGAUUUUGAUAGAUUCAAAGUCAAGUAAAUGGAAAAGGAUUUUGGAAAUUAAGGUUGAAGAGAUAGGGUUGAAGGAAGAAAAUCCUAAUGUUCAAGGGUUUAGAAUUGUUAAUGGGAAUUGUUUGGUUUUUGUAACCGGGAGAAAAGUGUAUGGAUAUUAUUGUUUCAAUGAUCAAAGUUGUUGGAGAUUGAAAGAAAUAUGUGAACAUAAAUGGGAUAAUAUUAGAAUUAAUUUGAUCUCUUAUUCUCCAACUCUUCGACCUUGUGGAAACAAUAUGACUUGA